Molecule: messenger RNA, 1567 nt
Organism: Phasianus colchicus (ring-necked pheasant)
Lineage: Eukaryota; Metazoa; Chordata; Aves; Galliformes; Phasianidae
Product: ly6/PLAUR domain-containing protein 1-like
Source: RefSeq, a predicted model, not a curated record
UAGCCACGUAGUGUUUACACAUCCAAACAAAUGCCAUAUGCCAUAAUAAAAAGGUGGGAUUUUCUGUGUAUGCUUGUUGGUAACUGUAGUAGUGUGCAGUGUUUGUGUCAUCAUAGAAUCAUAGAAUGGCUUGGGUUGGAAUGGACUUCAAGGAUGGUGAAGCUCCAACCCCACUUCUGCAGGCAGGGCUGCUGUGUUUCCUUAGCAGCCUUCCUUAAAAUCAGGUUGAAAAGGAAGUAUUUCUGUAGGAACUCUACUGACUGAAGAGGGGAGAGGAGGGGAACCAGCUGUGCUUACAUCUGCUAUGAAGAAAGGAACAUUUGAGCAAAGUAAGGAGCUGAAGGCAUCUUCUGCAGAGGCAGCAUUCAUACAAGCCCUCACAGAGACCUUGAGCUGUGAGGAAAUCCUGCCCUCUGUGCAGCACAUGCAAGGCAGGCUGAAUGAUGAUGCAGGAUUUAGCUUUUGCUGGUUGCUGAUUGUCAAUGAACCAGCUUAGCCUCCUCUAAAGGGCUCUGCCAAAAGGUGGGUAAUUGCUUGUUUUGCUGUCAACCUCCUGCUUGAUAAUAACUAAAAAUAACAGCACAGACCUCUCCUGCGUGGAUCCACCGUGGCAUGGAAGUGAUCACUUCUCUUAGAUUGACUUCAUGAAGCAGUUCAGUUCCCCCCCAACUGGAGAAGCUCCUUAGGUGCAGGACGUGGCUGUGCUUUCAUAGUUAAUGUAUUCAUCGCCGCCACCCAAUCAGAGCGUAGGCGCUGGAGCCUUUUCGACGGCCGGAUCGCUCUGACCGGAGGGGGGCGCCUCUGCUCCGCCUCUCUAAUGGCGGCACGACGACAUAGAGGCUCCGGUAGUCACGGGUUCGAUUCCCGUCUAGGCUGCAUUGCGGACAACAGGAGACUGGUGCAACCCGAGCAUGAGAUCCAUUUUGGGGAGGGCUUGCAGGUGGGAAGCCAGCUGCGUGUGGAAGCUGGAAGGACAGGCAGCCCGUGCCCCCAUGCUCUCAGGACACAUGCCUGGAGGUGCCCAUGGGAUCCUCUCUCUGCUGACCGUGGUGUUUGUCCUCCCAGAGGUGUCUGGGCUCCAGUGCUACGGCUGCAACAUCAUUGUUGGCACCAAGUACGUGGACACGGGGUGCUCGAACCCAGAGGUGAUCACCUGCUCACAUUCCCAUCAGGGCUUCAAACACCGGUUCUGCAUUAAGACUGAAAGUGUGGUCCUGGGCAUUCUGCUGACCAGCGGCUGUGCCACCUCCCGUCACUGCCAGCAGCAGGAGCUGCCGGGGGUCCGCAUCCACUGCUGUGACACCGAUCUCUGCAAUGGCUCUCCUCAGCCUCCCCCCAGCCUUGCUGGUGGCUGCCUCCUGCUGCCCAGCCUCCUGGCGGCCCUGCUGCUCUCCUGAGCUCCCCGAGGCUGGGGAGUGAUGAUGCGUGGCCCUCGGAGAGGAUGGGAGAGGGGAUGAACCCAUCCCUGCUUGCCCCUCUCAAUAAAAGCCACUGAAUGCUUUGCUCCGGAGAGACCUCAGUGGUGUCCAUGGGGGGUGGCUGGGGCUGCGUUCAGCUCUGGGGUCCU